Podarcis raffonei (Aeolian wall lizard) is the source of this 832-nucleotide messenger RNA. Its product is annotated as vitelline membrane outer layer protein 1-like. Bases 199 to 762 code for a protein of 187 amino acids. The record is from RefSeq and is a predicted model, not a curated record. Lineage: Eukaryota; Metazoa; Chordata; Lepidosauria; Squamata; Lacertidae. The transcript is spliced from 4 exons.
CUGCAGUGAGACACUGCAUGAAGCAGCUUGCUGAAGGGAGAAAGGAGAACAAGGGCUGCCUCCUGUUCAUAAUUAUACAAGCUUAGGCAGUGGCCAGAACUGAAUGAGGUAAAGCAAGAAAACAAAACAACAACAACAACAAUAAGUAAAUUCCAGCUGUGCUGUUAUUCCCAAAAGAUCUGUGGUGAGCUACCUUCCAUGGACCUCUCUAUAGGUACUGCGCUCUUCUUGAUCUUCUCCAGCUACCUCUCGGAUGCACAACUCCGAAAGGCUAACAAAGAACUCUCAGUGCCAAAUGGAUCGCCAUGGGGUGAAUGGGGACCCAUAGAAUUCUGUCGCCAAGGACAUGCAAAAGGAUUCAGAUUGAAGGUACAACAAUGGACAUCAGAAUCACCCAUUCGAGAUGAUACAUCUCUGAAUGGCAUCCGCCUCAUUUGCACGGAUGGCUCAGAAAUUCAAUCUGAUGUUGGACCGUAUGGAACAUGGACAAAGGCUGAGAUUUGUCCUGGAGGCCGUCUAAUUUCAUAUUCUCUGAGAGUACUAGAAUAUCAAAGAAUCAUGGAUGACACAGCAGCUGACAAUAUCAGGUUCAGCUGUGAAAAUGGGGGUGUCCUGACAGGCUAUUCAACUGACUGGGGUACGUAUGGUCCAUGGAGUCAACAAUGUACUAAUGGUGCCAUAUGUGGAAUGGUGACAAGAAUUGACAAGGGAUUAGAGGACAACACAGGACUUAACGAUGUGCUGUUCUACUGCUGCGACUGAACCAUGUGGGUUUCACACAACAAUAGCUCAGUUCCCUGUGCCCCAGUGGCUCCAUGAUGUGAAACUUAAU